Molecule: messenger RNA, 5349 nt
Organism: Hyalella azteca
Lineage: Eukaryota; Metazoa; Arthropoda; Malacostraca; Amphipoda; Hyalellidae
Exons: 3
Coding region: 35-3835 (1266 amino acids)
Biological process (GO): cell differentiation; negative regulation of transcription by RNA polymerase II; positive regulation of transcription by RNA polymerase II
Molecular function (GO): zinc ion binding; nuclear receptor activity; RNA polymerase II cis-regulatory region sequence-specific DNA binding
Source: RefSeq, a predicted model, not a curated record
UCGUCCGCAUCUCGCGGCGCACUGAGUGGCUGUCAUGGACGCGAAGUCGAAGAGGCCACGCAUUUGCCAGAUCUGCGGGGACGUGGCCAAGUCCAUGCACUUCGGGGGACUUUGCUGCGACUCCUGCAAGGCCUUUUUCAGGCGGUCGGUGCAGAGCGACGGCUUCCGAAACUUCAAGUGCAGCGGCGAUAAGCGCUGCAGCAUCUCCAUCGCCUCCAGGAAGUUCUGCAAGCUCUGCAGGUUCAACAAGUGCGAGAAGGUGGGCAUGGUGCGCGAGUGGGUGAUGAGCGAGGAGGAGCGCAUCCAGCUCAUGAAGAGUCGACUAAAUAAGAAGGACGAAGCAACCACCUCGGAGCUGAAUAGUUGUGCCGUAGAUGCGGCCCUCGUGAACUCCUACAAAGGGCGCGUUGCGUUAACCGCUAGUGGGGCACCUAAUCUACAUGGCCUCAACCGCCGCCGCCACAUGGAAUAUCGACGGCGCGAAAUCGACGAAGGUGAGGAGCAGACGACGUGCGUUGGUGAAGACAGAAAUGAUGCCCCAGAAAGGGACCGAAGUGUGAAUAAGAAACUCUUACUUGAACCGGGGGAAGUUGACCCUGGGUUGUACCGCAUCAAUAACAAGCUCGAGCCAGGCCAAGUUGACCACACCCUCUACCGAAAGCCACGUAAGAAGAAUAAUAUAGCCGCUAAGGGGAUUCCCAAACCUGGAUGUAAAGAAGAUGAAGCCGCUGUGGAGGUUGAACCCGAAGACGAUGACAAAUCUUUGGAAAAGGAGGCUGCCUGCAUUGUGGAGGUAGAGCCACAGACGAAAAUGUCUACCUCGUAUUUUUGUAAGAAAAGGAAACAGAAAAGCAACUCAUACAGUUUUGACAAAACGGCAUGGCGGUCGUCAUCUGAGAGCCCGUCCUGUAGUGAAUAUGAAGCUAAAAGUUGUCAAGAUUCUUCAAAAAAAGCCCUUCUAGGGGAACCUAAUCUAUUUGAAAAGAAUACAGAGUACAAAUCUCUUGAUUAUUAUGAGGUGGCGGCUGUGCAAAACACAGCUGGCAGUUCAUUGACAUGUCGAUCUCCUUCCUCGGAUGAAGGGGGGACUUCCCCACAAUUCGUUGAAAAUCGUCGCACCUCCCCAGAUUGUCGACGUAAUAUUUUACUCAACCGUCGUCAUCCUGGAAGCUCAGACAGUCUAAAAAUUUCAUGCUUAGCUUUGGAGCCUCAAUCAUUAUGCAAGUCUAGUUUAAACUCAAACUCUGGCCUUGGUUCUGCUGGAAACUCGCUACCUAACUCACCAUCAUCGCCAGACGACGAUUGCAAAGCUGAUGACGUUAACGCCAGCCUCACCGACAGCAGCGAUUUUUCCGUCUGUCCCGACGACAGCUCGAACGAUCAAUCUCUGAAUAGCUUCCCGCGAGACCCUUAUAAAUAUGCUAUCAUGAUCAACGAACGACCUGGUCUACCCAUCACUAACUACAUGCAGAACCACGAAUUAUACAAGCUCAAGGCAGUCGUGAGAAGCAUACAGCGCGUCGAACACUGCUUACCUUACCCAAGUGAGGCAAGUACGUGUGUCAUGAGCACCUACUCUCACUUCAUCAAACGUGUGUCCUUUUUCUUGGACCAGUUCGAGGAGUUCUCGAGCAUGCCCAUCGCAGACCAAAGCAUUGCCAUCGAAAGCAACAUCACGGCCAUUGCAUUGGUUUUUGGCUCAAGCUUCCUGGAUGGCCGCUCGGGUGCUUACAAGAAUUUUUUGCCCUCGCCCAUGGAGAAAGUCACUGACAUGCCGGCGAUUGAAGCCACGCUAACCCCUAACAUCUUUCGUAAAUUUCAGGAAGUCAUUGGGGUACUUGGACAAUUUCAGGUUGACAUUCGAAUGGGGUACAUGGUUAUUCUGAUAAUUGUGUUGAGUCGAAGAAACGACCCUAACCACCACUGUUUCUACCGUAAACUUCUUUACAAUUACAUUUGUUGGAAAUAUGGAGAAGCCAAUGCUGAGCACAUCAACAAGCAUCUCUUUAAGGCCAUAGCGGGCAUCAAGCAGCACUCGGGUAUUUUUGAGAGCAUGUGUGCGAAGCCUGAUCGUAGAGAUUCGUUCGAUGAAGAAGGAUUCUCAAAACGAAUCAAAACUGAAUCUCCAGAUGAUGACUUGCAGCCUUCGUUGUCGUUCAUGAGUGACACAAUCCCGUACCAAAUGGGUGACAUCCCCUCUGGAGCUGCAGCUCCCGACAUCAACGUUCUUCGUGACAUGUUUUUCAGCGGAGCGAGUCGAGAAGAGCUUUGCAAUUACUACUACCAUGGUACAUCCAACACCGAUGUUAAAACUGAACCUUUCAGCUCUGACUACGAAGCUUUCUGCCCCACGUCAUCUUCCAGUGUCCUGCAAGAUGUGAUAACGAACAACAACUCCCAGAAAGAUCACUUCGAGUUAGGUGUGUGUAACUACACGGAUUCCUCAACAAUCACUUCUCUUGAGGACCUUAAAGUACCUCCACACACAGUUGAUCUCAGUGAUACCAGCAAUCCGCUCAACCUCGCGAGCUAUGGCGAACAUGCAUCACUGAUCGAACAAUACGGCACAUUCUUUAACAAAAACAUGGCCGAAUCCGUGAAUCAGUUAAGUAUGGCUGAUUCUAGCCAGCUACCCAUCGCCGAGUCCACGAGUCAACUUACUAUCACAGAUACUACGAGUCAGCAUCCCAUCGAUGAAUCGAUGAGUCAGCUGCCCAUAAAUUUCUCUAACCGUUUGAGGUCAAGUGAUGGUUCGAGCAUGCAAGAAAUCAUUGCGAAACACGGAGCUGACAAGCUGCGAGAUCUUUAUCUUGCAGGGGACAUGGCGAGUUUGAAGUCAAUGUUCACUUCUGCCAGCUCCACCUCGCUGACACCCACUGGAAUAGACGUACCGGUACCUGUUAACUCAGCACACAACUACCCCAUCUCGGCUAUAUCCAACCAAGGUGUCCAUUUUUUAGACCAAAUCGCCAAUUUGGAAGAAACGCGAAGUAAUUUGUCUGUUUCUGACUUGAAGCCAAACAUGAACACACAAUACAACUUGGGGAGAAGUUGUUCUUUGUCUCCUUCCUUACGGAGUCACCAAGAGACUCGGAUGCCUCAGAAAUUUUCAGCCCAAGGUUUCUCGAUGGGACAUCUUCAGGAAUCCUACGACGUUCCCACUCCACGUCCCACCAAAGCCUCCUAUGUACCUGUUCCUCAUAGUUUCUACAGCCCUCAAAGUACUUAUGAUCCAACGCCUCCCCAUUCUGCCAAGGAUUCGUAUGACCACAUUCCAGCUCGCUUAUCGAGCCCCUUACCAGCCCACGCAAAGUUUGGCAGCUCUAAGGACAUUUUGUCCUCCAUGUCGUCGUUUCAAUUUUCAACGCCAUCGUCAGCCGCUGCUUCGAACUUUUCUGCUUCGAUGAAACGAAAUAGUUUGGGGCGAAAUUCUUUUUCAGCGAAGUCGGAUGAUGUCACUACAACAAAGAGCUGCAAUAAAAAUGACAAUUUACUCGUCAGUGGGUUGACCAGUGAAAUAGACCUAUCUUUCAAAGGGUUGAACAGUCUAGACUUGUCUCUCAGUAGGUUGAGCCCUGGUAAGGACUUGAGCCGCACUGGAAUGAGCACUGGGAGGGACUCUGUCAGUGGGUUGAACAGUAAGGGGGUAUUACCAGGCAGUGGGUUGAUCGCUGGUAGGGACCAACCUCUUAGCGGGUUGAGCAGUGACAAGGACUUUCAACCAUACAGUUCAACUGUUGGAGUUGAACCCAACAUAAUUUCACCGCGCCACUCCCCUGAGCGACUCAAAGACUUGGAGAGAAGCCAUUUUAAUCCAUCGAAUUAUUUAGACUAAGCCGAGCUCACAUAUUGCUCAUCAUUAUUGUUAUAGGCCGUUGUGUGAAUGGUUUUUGUAUGGAAAAAUAUUCUGAGAAGGGUUUUGAAAAUAGAAAUUUGUUUGACCUCCGUGUGACGCGAGUGUAGUCUAACUCUAGAAGUUUCAUGUUGCACGCACUGCUCUGCACCAUCGUUAAAUACAUAUAUGAGUUAGGUGAUCAUAAGUGGGAGGACGAUCGUAUGGCUGAAGAUGAUCGUCAGUGGUGAAAUGAUCUGAAGUGUGGGAUAAUGAAAUGUUUUAGGUAGAUUGGUUGUGUUUAGAUAUGAUAUUUUUGGUUUAAAAUCAUCUCAAGUUUUGGGAUGAUUGUGUGGUUUAAGUUGAUCUAAAGUGUUAAGAUGAUGGUCUUAGGAUGAAACUGGAUGAUCGUGUAUCCCGCUACCACGUCUGCUAGGCAGGCAUCGAUCCAGACGUGAAUGGUAGUUGAUUAUGCGUAGUCGCUGAACCUGCCACCAUCACACUAGCAUUCUCAGCAGAACCUGAGUUUAUGUUCAACGUUAUAUUUAUUGUUCACUGUAGGAAUGAUUCUCGAGUAUUAUGAUUGCUAAGUAUUUACCGGCGUGAUGACAGACUAGUUAAAAUCACCUAGAUUGGAGCAUGGAGUUGCGCGUUCGACACCCGUAGCCAGCUGUGAAAAUUCGGCAAUGUCUAGCAUGGGCAAUAGGUUAGGCAUGAUCUCUGUUCGUCAGCGCUUAUGUCAGUAUAUUACAAUUUCGUAUUGUAUUAACCACAAAUUACUGGCUUGCCAAAAACUCAACUUAUCAAACCUCAAAAUUCAAAAAAGGAAUCUUUUCAACCAAGCGACAGUCUCGAAAACCUUCAUCCAUCGACAUGCGGUCUAGAAACCAACUCCAGAAACCUACUUAACCUCGCCUAAACCCCACCUAACCUCGCAGGCAAGACGGCGACCCCAUUUAAACCCCACCUAACCCCACAACGCGGAAUUAGUUUACUUUUAAUUCACUUCAUUGACGUAACUAAUGCACUGUUGUAUUGAUGUGUUCACCGUAAUCAAAUUAAUUAAGAGAUCUGUUGUGUGCAGUGUGAUAAAUAUAAUGGACCUAUUAAAAAGAUGUAAUUCAUGUUUUUGAUUGUAAUGCUGACAAGUUGAUUGCCUUCGAUGAAGAUAAUACUGCAUUAUAUAUAUUGAAAUAUUAUAUAAUGAAUAUGAUAUAUAUAUAUAUUGCAUAUAUAUACUGAAUCUUUCUACUAUCGUCGUAUUGGUUUAAUGAAUAUUGAUAUAUAUGGAAUGUAUUCGUCCGAAAAGUUCGUACGUCACCUCUGUUCCAAUAUACAAUUCUGUUAUGAUGUACAAGUUUAAUUGUGUCUUCAAUAUGGCGUAACUUUUCAUGCUAUGGCGCAAAUUUUUAUCACCUGUGAGUUCAUUACGGACUUGAAAUAGAUUUAUGAUGCGUGGGAGCGUAGAGCAAUAAAAUUAAUUCAAUGGAUUUUUUCUUUCUGAAGAGAAAUGAAUU